UAUAUGGCAAGGGGGGAGUUUCUCUUUACCCGCAUGUGAAGGCAAGAAAAAGCUACAGUAGAUCUGAGCUGCUCGUAAAGCAGAGAGGACGUGAGAGAAGGGAAAAUAUAUAUAAAGCUGAUCUUUUUUCAAAACAAAAAAAAGUGGGAUGAAAAAAAGAGCAUUAAAAAAGGACAGGAAAAGAAGGUCGUAAAACAGGAAAGCAAAGGAUCGUUGAAGAGGAAAAAAAGGAGCAACAGAAGCAAUCUCAGCUUCCCAGCGUAUGCAUGACUGAGUGAUUCCAUUCAGAGAGAUACUUUAGGAAUACAGAUCAGAAGGGGGACCUUCUGUGGUUUUGUGGCUCGACCUUAGAUCCCUUUCUGUGGAUCUCAUGUGGAUUAUGCUUGCAAGAAUUAGACUGGGCUACACAAGGAUAUGAUGAGAGUAACAACACAGGCAAGGCAAAUAUAUGAUUAGAAGGAAGCAGGUUCAUUGCAAAUACAUAAAACAAUCUUUGCAAGUUUUGUUGAAGCUUGGGUGUUUACCUUGCAAGAACACAUGAGGAAGAUGUUGAAUUUCAGAGCCAUGUAAAGGACGUCAGAGUGCAGGAGGACUCAGACACCAAAGAGAGUGUGGGCUCCAUCUCUCUUCCUUUUUCCCUCCAACAUCAUGGAACAUCGGAGGUGCAGGUCUUGGACUCAGGACUCUUUGCAUCGCUACAGUGGGAGGGCUUCCUCCAUCUUGUUUGUUUUGGCUAUGCUGUGUCAGGACAUUCCUCACGUUUCCCCCUCUAACACCUUUCAUGCUGAACACAGAGACUGGACUUUUAGCCACCUUACUGUGCACCAAAGUACGGGUGCCGUGUAUGUAGGGGCAGUAAAUCGUAUCUACAAGCUUUCAAGGAACUUAACCCUGCUAGUGUCCCACAACACAGGACCAGGUGAAGAUAACAAGUCGUGCUACCCCCCUCAGAAUGUCCAGCCUUGUAGUGAGCCUCGUACCCUAACAAAUAAUGUGAACAAGCUGCUAAUCAUUGACUAUUUUGAAAACCGUCUCCUUGCUUGUGGAAGCCUUUACCAAGGUGUUUGCAAGCUUCUUCGUCUGGAUGAUCUUUUUAUUUUGGUGGAACCAUCUCACAAAAAAGAGCACUACCUUUCCAGUGUGAAUGAAACGGGCACCAUGUAUGGGGUGAUAGUUCAUUCAGAAGGUCAGGAUGGUAAACUGUUUAUAGGUACUGCUGUGGAUGGUAAACAGGAUUAUUUUCCUACCCUCUCCAGUCGUAAAUUGCCCCGUGACCCAGAAUCAUCUACCAUGUUAGAUUAUGAGCUUUACAGUGACUUUGUAUCGUCCCUCAUCAAAAUACCAUCUGACACACUUGCCUUGAUCUCCCAUUUUGAUAUCUUCUAUAUUUAUGGCUUUUCCAGUGGCAAUUAUGUCUAUUUCCUUACUGUCCAGCCAGAAACCCCAGAAGGCAUCUCUAGCAAUUCAGCAAAUGACCUUUUCUACACCUCUAGAAUUGUCCGACUAUGCAAAAAUGAUCCCAAAUUCCACUCAUACGUUUCCUUACCAGUUGGGUGCACCAAAAAUGGAGUGGAGUAUAGGCUCCUUCAAGCAGCCUACCUUACUAAGCCAGGUGCCACAUUGGCCAGGUCUUUAAAGAUCUCUCCCCAGGAUGAUGUGCUGUUCGCGAUCUUUUCUAAGGGUCAGAAGCAGUAUCACAACCCACCUGAUGACUCAACUCUCUGCAUCUUUCCUAUCAAGACCAUCAAUUCACUUAUUAAGGAGAGACUGCAGUCCUGCUAUCAGGGGGAAGGGAACCUGGAGCUUAACUGGCUUUUGGGCAAGGAUGUUCAGUGCACUAAAGCGCCGGUUCCCAUAGACGACAACUUCUGUGGUUUGGAUAUUAACCAGCCCCUUGGAGGUUCUACAUUGGUGGAAGGAGUUACAUUGUACACAGAAAGUCGGGACAGAAUGACAUCUCUGGCAUCGUACGUCUACAACAACUAUAGUGUCGUAUUUGUGGGCACCAAAAAUGGCAGAGUCAAGAAGAUCCGUGCGGAUGGUCCCCCUCAUGGUGGUAUUCAGUAUGAAGUAGUCACUGUGAUGAGAGACGGAAGCCCGAUCCUGAGGGAUAUGGCGUUUUCUACGGAUAACAAAUAUCUCUAUGUCAUGUCAGAGAGACAGGUGUCUAGAGUGCCAGUGGAGUCUUGUGAGCAAUAUACAACAUGUGGCGAGUGCUUGAGUUCUGGCGAUCCUCACUGUGGAUGGUGUGUUCUGCAUAACAUGUGCUCACGGCGAGAUAAGUGCGAACGAGCUGAGGAACCAUUUCGUUUUGCGGCUAACAUAGAUCAGUGCGUGAAGGUUACUGUGCAUCCCAGCAGUCUUCCAGUCUCGGACUACGAAGUGCCGCUUUCUCUGGAAGUCAGUGAUGUUCCUGACCUUUCUGCUGGGGUAACAUGCUCAAUAGGGAACCUCACUCACGUUGAAGGUGAAGUACACGGCAACCGGAUCAUCUGCAUUUCACCUGCUGCAAAAGAUGUUCCCACCAUACCGGCUGACCAAGACUGGUUUGGGGUGGAGCUUCAGCUAAUCUCCAAAGAGACUGGAAAGACAUUUGUCAGUACAGACUUCAAAUUCUACAACUGCAGUGGCCACCAACUCUGCUUAUCCUGUGUAAAUAGCGCCUUUCGCUGCCACUGGUGUAAAUACCGAAACCUCUGCACCCAUGACCCUACAACAUGCUCCUUUCAAGAAGGUCGUGUCAAUGUUUCUGAGGAUUGCCCACAGCUGGUGCCUACUGAGGAGAUCCUUAUACCUGUAGGAGAAGUCAAACCGAUCACCUUAAAGGCCAGGAACCUUCCCCAACCCCAGUCUGGACAGAGAGGUUAUGAGUGUGUCUUAAACAUUCAGGGUGUGUUACAUCGGAUGCCUGCGCUGCGCUUCAACAGCUCCAGUGUGCAAUGUCAGAACAGCUCGUAUAUCUACGAAGGGAUGGACAUAAGUAAUCUUCCAGUGGAUUUUUCUGUGGUCUGGAAUGGGAAUUUUAUUAUUGACAACCCUCACGAUAUAAAAGUCCAUCUCUAUAAGUGCGCAGCUCAGCGGGAAAGCUGUGGUUUGUGUCUAAAGGCUGACCAGAAGUUUGAAUGUGGCUGGUGUAGUGGGGAAGGACGCUGUACCUUACAUCAUCACUGCAGCUCUCUGCAAAACCAGUGGCUUGAUUGGUCCAGCAGAAAUGUCAAGUGCACCAAUCCCCGAAUCACCGAGAUUUUAACAGUUUCUGGACCCCCUGAAGGAGGUACCCGGGUAACCAUUCGUGGGAUCAACUUGGGUUUGGACUUUUCUGAGAUUGCUCACAAUGUUUUGGUUGCUGGAGUCCAGUGCACACCUGUAGAGGAGGAAUAUAUCAUUGCAGAACAGAUUGUUUGUGAAAUGGGUCACGCUCCCCCAGCCUCCAGUUCAGGCCCAGUGCUCCUCUGCAUUGGAGAGUGCAAGCCUGAGUUCAUGGCCCGCUCUUUGCAGCAGUAUAAAUUUGUGAAUCCAACAGUUACCAGUCUGAGUCCAAGUCGUGGCCCAGAGUCCGGGGGAACCAUGGUGACCAUCACUGGUCACAAUCUUGGAGCCGGUAGCAUUGUCUCAAUACUCCUCGGCAACCAGACGUGUGAAUUUUAUGGGAGGUCUCUCAAUGAAAUAGUCUGUGUGUCGGCACCAUCUGCACAUGGCUUGGGUACUGUGCAUGUGUCUGUCAGUGUGGACAGAGCCCAGCUGGACAGCAAUUUGCAGUUUGAAUACAUUGAUGACCCCAAAGUUCUGCGUAUUGAACCUGAGUGGAGCAUUGCAAGUGGGCAUACAUCCCUGACUGUCACAGGUACCAAUCUAGACAUCAUUCAGGAGCCUAGAAUCCGUGUGAAGUAUAACAGCAAGGAAUCUGUGAACGUCUGCAAGGUUGUUAAUGCUACAAGCCUGACUUGUUGGGCCCCAGCUUUAACCCCAGAGUAUCGUCCUGGGCUUGACACAGUGGAGAGACCAGAUGAGUUUGGUUUUAUCUUUAACAACGUGCAGUCUCUGCUGAUUUUCAACAACACCAAGUUCAUCUAUUACCCCAAUCCAACAUUUGAGCUUCUCAGCAACACCGGAGUCCUUGAGCAAAAACCUGGGUCUCCUAUCAUACUGAAGGGGAGAAACCUAUGUCCACCGGCGGCAGGAGGAGCCAAGCUGAAUUACACAGUAUUCAUUGGAGAGACACCGUGUGCUGUCACCGUGUCUGAGACGCAACUUCUCUGCGAGUCACCAAACCUCACUGGCCAGCACAAAGUGACUGUCCACGUUGGUGGCAUGAUAUUCUCCCCGGGUUCCGUCAACAUAAUUUCCGAUAGCCUCCUCACACUUCCCGCUAUCGUCAGCAUCGCUGCUGGAGGAAGUUUACUCCUUAUCAUCGUCAUUAUCGUGCUAAUUGCUUACAAACGCAAAUCCAGAGAGAACGAUCUUACACUAAAGAGGCUACAAAUGCAGAUGGAUAACUUGGAAUCACGAGUGGCCUUGGAGUGCAAGGAAGCUUUUGCCGAGCUUCAGACAGAUAUAAAUGAACUCACCAGUGAUUUGGACCGCUCUGGGAUACCGUACCUUGAUUAUAGGACCUACGCAAUGCGUGUUCUGUUUCCUGGCAUAGAGGACCACCCUGUGCUUCGGGAACUUGAGGUGCAGGGUAACGGACAACAGAAUGUGGAAAAAGCCUUAAAACUCUUUGCACAGCUAAUCAACAACAAAGUUUUUCUGCUGACAUUCAUCCGAACCCUAGAGAUGCAGCGGAGUUUUUCUAUGCGCGACCGUGGAAAUGUGGCGUCCCUUAUCAUGACGGCCUUGCAGGGGAAGUUGGAAUAUGCCACUGAUGUCCUAAAGCAGCUGCUUUCUGAUUUGAUAGAAAAAAAUCUAGAGAACAAGAACCACCCCAAGCUAUUACUCCGCAGGACGGAAUCUGUAGCAGAGAAGAUGUUAACAAACUGGUUUGCUUUUCUUCUCCACAAAUUUCUCAAGGAGUGUGCAGGGGAGCCGCUUUUCAUGCUACAUUGCGCCAUCAAGCAGCAAAUGGAGAAAGGACCAAUUGAUUCCAUCACAGGUGAAGCUCGCUACUCACUGAGCGAAGACAAGUUGAUCCGACAGCAGAUCGAGUAUAAAACGCUGAUUCUGAAUUGUGUAAACCCCGACAAUGAGAACAGUCCAGAGAUCCCUGUGAAGGCUUUAAAUUGUGAUACUAUUACUCAGGUCAAGGAGAAAAUCCUUGAUGCCGUGUAUAAAAACGUACCUUAUUCUCAGAGGCCAAGGGCUGUGGAUAUGGACCUGGAAUGGCGGCAGGGACGCAUAGCCAGGGUCGUAUUACAGGACGAAGACAUCACCACCAAGAUAGAAGGAGACUGGAAGAGAUUAAACACCCUCAUGCAUUAUCAGGUCUCAGACCGGUCAGUUGUAGCCCUUGUUCCCAAGCAAACAUCAUCCUACAAUAUCCCAGCUUCAGCCAGCAUCUCCAGAACAUCAAUUAGCAGAUACGAUUCUACAUUCCGUUAUACGGGAAGCCCUGAUAGCCUUCGCUCACGAGCUCCCAUGAUAACGCCAGAUCUAGAGAGUGGAGUCAAAGUUUGGCAUCUUGUAAAGAACCAUGAGCAUGGAGACCAGAAAGAGGGCGAUCGUGGAAGCAAGAUGGUUUCUGAAAUCUACUUGACACGACUAUUGGCCACUAAGGGCACCCUGCAAAAAUUUGUUGAUGAUUUAUUUGAGACCCUGUUUAGCACUGUGCACCGAGGCAGUGCCCUCCCCCUCGCCAUUAAGUAUAUGUUUGACUUCCUGGAUGAGCAGGCUGACAGACACAGUAUUUACGACACUGACGUGAGGCACACAUGGAAAAGUAAUUGCCUACCGCUACGGUUUUGGGUGAACGUCAUCAAGAACCCGCAAUUUGUGUUUGACAUACAUAAAGGAAGCAUUACGGAUGCCUGCCUUUCUGUCGUUGCGCAAACUUUCAUGGACUCUUGUUCCACCUCAGAACAUCGACUAGGCAAAGACUCUCCUAGUAACAAGCUGCUGUAUGCCAAGGACAUCCCCAACUACAAGAACUGGGUGGAGAGAUAUUAUGCUGACAUUGCCAAGCUACCAGCCAUCAGUGACCAGGAUAUGAACGCCUACCUCGCAGAGCAGUCUCGCAUGCAUGCAGCAGAAUUCAACAUGUUGAGUGCACUAAACGAGAUCUACUCAUACGUCAGUAAAUACAGUGUAGAGCUCAUCACAGCCUUGGAACAGGAUGAGCAGGGGCGUCGACACCGUUUAGCCUACAAAGUCGAGCAACUUAUAGGAGCUAUGAGUUUUGACAGCUGAACUUUACUGAUUCCUGAUGACCACAGAAAGGGGAGAGACUCCUGACAGAGACUCAAAAUAGAGGAUCAGGAUUCCCAGCACUUUCCUUCCAACUGUGAACACCUACAGGAAUCAUUAAUAGGACUUACAGUAGCUUGGCACUCUCAGAAACAAAGAAAGCAGUCGAACCUGUUCAACGGACGUAAUUCCUUGUAUUUGAAGACUACAAAGGAAUUUCCAUGAGCCUGACAGGCUGCUGAUUGCAUGUUCUAAUGUAAAUUAAGACUACAAAACAAGAAAAGACUUGAUUGCUCUGUUUGUUUGUUUGUUGGUUUGGUUGAUUGAUUAGCUUGUUUUCUCUUCAACAGACUCAUUAUUUUUUAAUUAUUAUUUAUUGGUAUUUUUGGGGGUCAAAUAAGGGAAAGAGAACAUUAUUUUCAUGCCUGGUUGGGAAAACAAAGGGAAAUUUUAAAAUGAUGUUUUAGAUUUUAUCAUUAUCAACCAGACAAUUUUGGCAUUUUUUGCACCGGUUCAUUGGAUUGCUUUCAAGUUUUUUUUUGUAAAAACAAAUGAACAGUGGCAAUCUGGGGUAGUGUCCAACAUGCUACCACAAUCACCUUGCUUAUUGAUGGAUAGUGAACCCUAAACUUCCAUGCAGUUCUAUUGACAGUUACUUCAGAUACACCAGCUAUUUCAAUUACGCUUUCCUCAGAGUAAAGUAUUUUUUCAUAAGAUUUUAUGUUUACUGAGCCUUCACUAUUCAUUUCAUUCCAUUGUUUACCUCAGAUGUGACCAAGGGCAGAACUAAAGACUUUUUUUUUCAGUAAUAUACUUAUCAGUGGAAGUGCUUCAGAUAACUAAUGCGCAAAAACAAAUCAAAGUCAUUCUCAUGUCUACUCUCCCAACAUUAUUUCCAUCAAGAUGUCACACCUAAAAGAAGACAAAAUGAAGAAAGAAAAGCAGAUUAAAAAUUAAAACUGUAACUUGUUAUAAUUUACCUAAUUUUUGGUAAUAUCAUAGCCAUGCUUUCUUUGGGUUGGCAUUUGGGAAUAUCAAACAGAACGUUAGAUCAAGCCCACGGAACAGAAGCACUUGAUUUUAUGCUCUACUGUUAUUUUAAAUGUUGGUAAACAUGACAUUUUAUCAUUUCUAAAUAUGGGCCUUUUCUUAAAAAUAUGUUUUUAUUUUUAUCAUAAAAGCCAAUUAUAUGUGCCAAGAAAGACUAACAUUAAUACAAAUUUUAUAAACACUACACAUCCUCAAAGUAGGGGCAUAUUUUUUUGUAGGCCAACUAGGCCUUUGCCUAUGGCAGAAGGGUUUAUGGAGGCAGCACAUUUUGAGGAGCAUUUCUAUUGCAUAGACUUAUGAUCGCAGGGGAUAACCAUUCCAUGUUCCAAUGACAUUCAUUUUCAAGACAUAUGUAAGGCAAAAAUUAGGUGAGGGACAGGAGGCAGCAAAUGUCCCAGUGUCUUGGACAACACUAAAUCUAAAUAUGCCUCUGAGUCAAAGUCAAAUCUAAAUAAAUUAAGUUUUAACAGCCAAUACAAUGUUAGUUACAUUUCGAAACCGAUAAUUAAUAUGUGUUGUCAUCCACAUACCAACUGGUAAGCUACUGGCUUAAGAGAUACGUAUUAAGAGAUAUUUUAUUUUAAAAUGUUUGUCUUCUGGCCAAGAUAGACAACUUUUGAAGAUGAAAAGUUUAGACUUUGUUUGAUUGCAAAACUUGGUCACGCUUAGACCAAAAAGCAUUACCAGAUUUGCUAAAUUCAAGGAAAAAACAACGAGGCGACUUCAGUUUUGCAGACACCUGAUUAUCUUAGAAUAAGAAUUACAUUUUUCAAUUUACAAUUGUAUUGUUAGUUAUUGUUAAUGUUUAAAUCCUUGUCGAGAGUUACCGUAAAUUUUGUUCAUCACAUUUGUCUUUCAUUUACAAUAUUAUGCAGUAGGACCCUCUCAGGGAACGGUCUUUAUGAGGGCCAAUUAAUUACGUAAAUUCAUGUUAUUAAAAUUAGUGACACCUUCCUCUUAUGCAAGAACAGUGUGUGUUACUGACGUAAUUCUUAUUAGUCUUAAAUGUCAAAUGGUAUGCUCGUAAGUAUUUUUACAUUUACUGCAAGAUAGAACCCAAAUGUAUUUUUAUACGCACAUAAAAGGUAGUAUUGUGAUAUUGUAAAGAUAAUGGUCUACAUCCAUUUCAAAAUAGAACUUCCUGUGCUAUAUAACAGAGCAGGGGUGAUUUCAUCUUAUAUUAGUGGUUAUGCACCAUAUGUUAUUGCAGAACAUUUAAAGUUUUGUUACCCUGGAUAGGCAUAUUCAAUGGUAGGAAUUUACUCAAUGUUAGCCUAUGGUUAAUAAGAAUGAGCUAAUUGUAAAAUAAAUAAACCUAUGUAGAAAUGAACAUACUGCAACUAUAAUAGGCCCUCGAUAUUCAUUUUAUCUCCAUGGAUACAUAUAAGACUAGCCGUGUAAAGACAUUAAGGCCUUUCAUUCAUACAGGUUUAUUGCUUAAAAGGAUUUUGUCACCUAUUCUCUCAACUUUACCCUUGGGUCAUCUAAUGUGCCGUGCAUUAUCUGCCAUUUCCUGCUACUUGUUUGGUGUCUGGUCAAAUGUUUUGCCCGUAAAUUUGUUUCUUACAAUGAUAUGUUUACAACAGCUAUUACUUGAACUAGCUAUGGAUAUUUAUUUUUUAUUGUUCUUGGUUUUUAAUUUACAGUCUCAGAUUAUUUGCUUCUCUUCAUAAAUGUGUUAUUUUGAUGUUCUACAUAUUGCUUUUAACAACAUUCCUUAGUUGCUGAUUGUACAGUGGUCAACAAGAUGCGACGUGUCUUCUGCUAUAUAGUCACCUAUUAAUUUAUUAACAAAACAAACUAGUUAAAGUCUAGAAAAAAUCACCCAUACAAGCAGUAUAGUCUGAGAGAAUAUUUUUUUAGAACCAGUAGAAUGUGAUAAUGAAUCUGAUAUGGUUAUUAUUUGCUAUAAUGCGAUUUAUGUUGAGAUACCAGUUGGAGCUCCAAUGUUGUGAUGAUUAUAUUUGAAAAAGACACUCAUGAGGUCCUAAAAUCUACCAUCUUUUUCCAUGGAUUUCUUGGUCUGCUAAAAGCUAGGCCAUGUAUCUUCUCCAUAAAAAGUGUUUAAUUCAUACAAAACUAAUUUGCUAGUAUAAUCCACAUUUCUUUUCUGUAACUACAAACCAAAGCCCCCACUACAUUUUCUGCAAAGUGAUCCUUAGCACUGAGUGCAAAACGCUAGUUGGUGAGCUCUUUUGCGCCAAGUGUUAUACGAGUGACUGGUGGUCUCCUGUCCUAUCAUUUUACAGUGUACUAUCUUUUUUGUCAUCUACCAAUGCAGAAUGUUUUUGGAUGGUCAUCAGUCACUCCUAUGUUAUUUAAAAUAUGUACAUUCCCAUUACAUCCAACUUCUUAGGAUAUUCCUUAAGUGUCUCAUUUUGGAUAUCCUUGUCUUUUUGCCCACAAUUAGCUAUAGCUCAACUCAUAUAGAUUAUAUUUAGUGGGGGGUAAAAUUUAGAUUAUUUAGAAGUUUCUUACAAACACCCUGUGCCAAAACCUGGAGAGUUCACACCACAUUAUUCCACACUGGGCUUUAUUUACUUUACAGCUGAUGACAUUUCUAUAACUAACCAAACCAACCUAUCAGAUUGCAGAGUCUAAACUUUGGGGGUCCCUCCAAUGCCACUGCACUUCUGUAUGAUAGAGUUCUGUGUCUGUUGCUUUGUCUAUUAUUUUUUAUGUUUGACCUGCUUUCUGUCAUUUUUACCAGUGUCGUGAAAACAAAUUGUAAGAAAGUUUUAAUUAUUUAAAAAAAAAGUUCUGAAACAAAAAAAGUUUUCUUAUUAUUUUAAUAUAUUAUUGUGUACCUAUUGUAAAUAUGAAACAACUCCUAUUUUGCAAGCCAAGGACCCACUUUGUACUAUUGUUAUAUAUAAAUAAAGUUUACUGGAUAAAAUA
Bombina bombina (fire-bellied toad) is the source of this 10287-nucleotide messenger RNA. It is a transcript of the gene PLXNA2, whose product is annotated as plexin A2. The record is from RefSeq and is a predicted model, not a curated record. The transcript is spliced from 33 exons. Gene Ontology annotation, biological process: regulation of cell migration; positive regulation of axonogenesis; semaphorin-plexin signaling pathway involved in axon guidance. Gene Ontology annotation, cellular component: semaphorin receptor complex. Gene Ontology annotation, molecular function: semaphorin receptor activity; protein binding. Bases 649 to 6342 code for a protein of 1897 amino acids. NCBI's taxonomy places the organism in Eukaryota, Metazoa, Chordata, Amphibia, Anura, Bombinatoridae.